GAUAUGCAUCAUACUAGUUUGCUACGUGGAACUUGGAAGUGGCAUAUAUACAUAACCGGAAGCUGAAUGUUGUGUUAAUUUUUUAUUGCAUGGAUUCACGAUCUGAUGAUUAAACCAGAUCUGUUCGGCGUUUCAGGAGACAUAUUCAUUUCUUUCUAGUUUUUAAACACUGAACUUUUUUCGGUACGAACUUUGCUUAAUUCGUAUUUAAUCUGUUCGCCAGGUCAAGAUUUUUUUCUUUACCAGCCUUGUUAGUAAGAUAGUGGCUUCCGUUCCGGAGUGGCUGAUUCUGUGACAAGUUUUAAAAUGACUGUUUGGAUACUUUGCUGAAGCAUGAUUGGAAGUCACCCAUAUAACGUCUAUAGAUGCCAAACUACGUAUUGGAACUUAUGCUAACGAUAGUGAUACGUUCAUCUUGUGUGCUUAACAUAGCAAGGUACGAGAAUACACGAUAAAAAAGGAAUGCUCUUUCGAGAGAUCACUUUAUGCAGGACGAGAAGAUUUAACGCAGAAUAGAAACAUUAAUUUUGGAUUAAAACCUUAAAGGUCUAGACGUGGAUCCAACCGACCUGUUUGUAUACACAGAAGGUUGCUUGUUCCACUGUUGUUUAACUUCAACUCGAUUUCCAACUCAACAUGAUCUUCAGCAUGGUCCCGACCCGUAUCAUCGAUCAGGACCUCGUCCUUCCCACCAUCCUCGUCGUCAUCGUCCACUUGGUCACCGCGUCGGCGCUCAGCCCGGGGUCGGCGGGCUCGUCGUCCGUGGAGUCGUUGGCGAUGGAGGACUUCCAGCAUCUGACGGACAAGCUCACGCACAAGCUCAUGCAGGACAUUGGAAAGCUGAAGGCAGAGGAUCCGAACUGGCCGGGGAAGCCCCCUGCGCAGAUGUCCGAGGACGAUGUGAUGGAGGAGCAGAUGAAGGCGACGUCGGAAUGCGAAUUUCACUGCCCGAAGGGUCGGGUGCAGGAACAGAACCCAGAUUUCAAAAUGCCAGCUUUUAAAAACUGCAGGCUAUAUGACAGCUCGUGGGACCGUAUACCAGGGGCCUCAGGAUGCUGCGCGAGACACCAGAUUUGUUACCACACCUGUGCACGGGAACGGAAACAGUGUGACAUGGAGUUUCAUAUGUGCAUAGAGAACAUCUGCGUGGAGCUGGAGGAGAAAGGGAUCAUCAAAACGGAGAAAGUCGUUAAAUCAUGCCACUCUGCAAUGGGGAUGCUUGGAAUCAUGAUCAUGGAACCCGGAUGUAAGAUGUUCCCGAAGGCGCAAGACGCCGCCUGCCGAUGCGUUAAAAAGAAACCCGACUUGAAAAUUGGAGUUGAUAGUAAACCAGAUGAUCUGAACAUCUCCGACAAUACAAUAAGCCUACGAACAUGAAGGAAAAGAAAGAUGUUUUCGUCAACAAUGAUGAAGGCAAUGAAGCUGUUGGUGAUGUCGAAAAGACCUUAGCUCAUGACGACGACGACGACGACGAAGGAUAUGAUGAUCACGAUGAACUUUGAUAAGAAUUUGUUUAUCCAAUUUGGUCUCUUUCCUCAACAUGAAUUAUACGAUAUUUCACCCAGAAUAUUAUAUGACAUGACAUGAGUCUUUAAUGUUUUGUCGUUAAAAUUCAAGCUAUCAUAAUCAUGUUCUUGAGUAUUCAGAAUUGUGCAUAGUACGUGAAAUCAUGAUUGUACACAAGUUGUAUUAAUGGAUCAUAGCUAUUUGUUCUUUGUACUCACACCCGCUUGAUGUUAAAAAACACAGUCUCUUAUAUAAAUUAAUAAACUAUUACAAAAAAGAAAAAGAGUUUAGAUUUUUAAAUGCGAAAUAAUUAUGUUACGGAGCAAUCAGGGGUGGGAGUAAUGUCAUCGAAUUCAUGAUGAAAUUUUAAUUUUGUG
Messenger RNA from Strongylocentrotus purpuratus (purple sea urchin), 1883 nucleotides. Its product is annotated as group XIIB secretory phospholipase A2-like protein. Gene Ontology annotation, molecular function: A2-type glycerophospholipase activity; calcium ion binding. Bases 637 to 1377 code for a protein of 246 amino acids. The transcript is spliced from 4 exons. Lineage: Eukaryota; Metazoa; Echinodermata; Echinoidea; Camarodonta; Strongylocentrotidae. The record is from RefSeq and is a predicted model, not a curated record. Gene Ontology annotation, cellular component: extracellular region. Gene Ontology annotation, biological process: lipid catabolic process; phospholipid metabolic process; arachidonate secretion.